AUGUACGGCACAGGAACAGGCCCUCAAACGGGCGUUUCCACUCCUCGAUCCUCUGCCUCUCUACGACCUUUGACCAUCUCCCACGGCUCACUUGAGACGUCAUUUCUCGUCCCGACAGCCCUUCAUUUCCAUGCCUCCCAGCUGAAGGAGCGCUUCAGCGCAAGCUUGCCUGAGCCCACAGAUGAGCUUGCCCAAGAUGACGAGCCGUCAUCGGUACCCGAGCUCGUGGCCAGAUACAUGGGCUUCAUCGCAAAUGAGGUCGAAACUGGCGAGGAUGACUCGGCGGGAUCCUAUGAAGAGGUCCUAAAGAUCAUCUUGAACGAGUUUGAGCGCGCCUUCUUGCGAGGAAACGAUGUUCACGCGCUCGUUGCUCCAUUACCUGGCAUAGAUGCGAAGAAGUUAGAGGUUCUUCGCAGCUACUACGCCGCUCGAUCAGCUUCAAACCGAACUAUCAAGCCGCACCAGUCGGCACUGUUCCGGGCCGCCGAGGACGGAUCCGCGACAAUCUACAACAUCUUUGGUGGCCAGGGAAACAUCGAAGAGUACUUCGAAGAGCUACGUGAGCUCUGGCAGACGUAUCCAUCUUUCGUUGGGGAGUUGAUUACCACUUCCGCAGAGCUCCUCCAGAAUCUUUGUAACGAGCCGGGAGCUGAGAAGUUGUUCUCAAAGGGUCUGGACGUCAUGUCAUGGCUUCAGAACCCUGAUGCGACCCCUGACAUUGAUUACUUGAUCUCGGCUCCAGUUAGUUUCCCGUUGAUUGGAUUGGUUCAACUGGCACAUUACGAAGUGACGUGCAAGUCCUUGGGCGUUCACCCAGGUAUUCUGCGCGACAGGAUUAGCGGUGCCACUGGUCACUCCCAAGGCGUUGUCCUAGCAGCUGCAACCGCAGCAGCUGAUUCAUGGGAUUCUUGGGAAGGGAUUGUCAGAUCUGCGCUCACAAUUCUUUUCUGGAUCGGUGCUCGAAGUCAGCAGACAUUCCCCCGAACGUCUAUGACACCGUCAAUGUUGCGCGAUUCUAUCGACAAUGGCGAAGGCACACCCACUCCCAUGUUGAGCAUCCGAGAUCUGUCUCAAGCUCAGGUGCAAAAGCACAUUGAUGCCACCAACCAAUAUCUCCCAGCCGAUCGCCACAUCGCAAUUUCGCUCAUCAAUAGUCCUCGCAAUAUGGUUGUGACGGGUCCGCCGAUUUCACUGUAUGGUCUCAAUUUGCAGCUCCGCAAGGUCAAAGCACCUACUGGUUUGGACCAGACUCGUAUUCCCUACACCGAGCGAAAGGUUCGAUUUGUGAACCGUUUCCUCCCGAUUACGGCUCCUUUCCACAGUAAUUAUCUCGCCGAGGCCACAGAACUCAUUGAUGAGGAUCUGAAGGACAUCGAAAUCAACGCCAGCAACCUUGGAAUUCCUGUAUAUGACACAAACACUGGCAAGGAUAUUCGAGAAGAGGUCCAGGGCAACAUUGUUCCCACCUUGAUCCGCCUCAUUACCCGUGAUCCUGUCAACUGGGAGAAGGCAACUGUCUUUCCCAACGCGACACAUGUUCUCGACUUCGGCCCUGGUGGCAUCUCGGGACUUGGUAUACUCACCAGCCGUAACAAGGAAGGAACUGGUGUCCGUGUGAUCCUUGCCGGAUCUGUCAACGGCUCAGUGACCGAGGUGGGCUAUAAGCCAGAGCUGUUUGAUCGUGACGAGGAACACGCUGUGAAAUUUGCCAUCGACUGGGUCAAGGAAUUUGGUCCCCGGCUGGUCAAGACAUCUAGUGGACAAACCUUCGUUGACACAAAGAUGAGCAGGCUCUUGGGAAUUCCGCCAAUCUUGGUGGCUGGCAUGACCCCGGCAACAGUUCCAUGGGACUUUGUAGCUGCCACUAUGAACGCUGGUUAUCAUAUUGAACUGGCUGGUGGCGGUUACUAUAACGGCAAGACGAUGACUGAGGCUCUUGAGAAGAUCGAGAAGGCUAUCCCGGCUGGUCGCGGAAUCAGUGUCAACCUGAUUUAUGUUAACCCUCGCGCCAUGGGUUGGCAGAUUCCUCUACUCGGAAGACUGAGAGCCGAGGGUGUGCCUAUCGAGGGUCUCACUAUCGGAGCAGGUGUGCCGUCCAUCGAAGUCGCUCAGGAGUAUAUCGAAACCCUAGGCCUCAAGCACAUUUCUUUCAAGCCUGGCUCAAGCGAGGCUAUCCAAGCAGUCAUCAACAUUGCCAAAGCCAACCCAAGUUUCCCGGUCAUGAUGCAGUGGACCGGCGGCCGAGGCGGUGGCCAUCACUCGUAUGAAGACUUCCAUCAGCCCAUCCUUAACAUGUAUGGUCGUAUCAGAAGACAAGAGAACAUCAUCCUCGUUGCCGGCAGCGGUUUCGGUGGUGCAGAGGAUACUUAUCCAUACAUUACCGGAGAGUGGUCCAGGAAGUACGGCUACCCACCCAUGCCUUUCGAUGGCUGCUUGUUUGGUAGCCGCAUGAUGGUUGCCAAGGAAGCUCACACUAGCAAAAACGCGAAGAAGGCAAUCAUCGAAGCUCAAGGUCUUGAGGAUACCGAGUGGGAGCAGACCUACAAGGGCCCUGCUGGUGGCGUCAUUACUGUCCGAUCCGAGAUGGGUGAGCCCAUCCACAAGCUCGCUACUCGGGGAGUUCGCUUCUGGGCUGAAAUGGACCAGAAGAUCUUCAGCUUGCCCAAGGAGAAGCGUGUACCCGAACUCAAGAAAAACCGUGAUUAUAUCAUCAAGCGGUUGAAUGAUGAUUUCCAAAAGGUAUGGUUCGGCCGAAACAAGGCUGGUCAGACUGUCGAUCUCGAGGACAUGACUUAUGCCGAGGUUGUUCGCCGUAUGGUUGAGCUUCUGUACGUCAAGCACGAGUCUAGAUGGAUUGACAAGUCAUUUGCCAAGCUCACUGGUGACUUUAUCCAUCGUGUUGAAGAGCGCUUCACCACCAUUCCAGGAAAGGCUUCUCUUCUUCAGAGUUACGCAGAUCUGGAUGAGCCUUUCUUAGCAGUCGAGAGAAUCCUGUCUCAUUACCCCGAGGCAGAGACCCAAAUCAUCAACGCCCAAGAUGUGCAGCACUUCUUGCUCCUCUGCCAGAGACGCGGUCAGAAGCCAGUGACCUUCGUUCCUUCUCUAGACGAGAAUUUCGAGUUUUUCUUCAAGAAGGAUUCGCUGUGGCAGUCUGAGGAUCUCGAGGCCGUCAUUGACCAAGAUGUUGGACGUACCUGUAUUCUACAGGGCCCGACUGCGGCCAAAUAUUCAACCGUUGUUGAUGAGCCCAUCAAAGACAUCCUUGAUGGGAUCCACAACGCUCAUAUCGCUGGUCUUACUCAGGACUUCUAUGGUGGUAAUACUUCCUCGAUCCCUACCAUUGAGUAUUUCGGUGGCAAGCUCAUUGAAAAUGAGAUCCCCGUCGACGAGAUGGAAGGCUUGAUCGUGUCCUACGAUGAGAACAAGAACACCUAUCGUCUCUCGUCAUCAGCCACGGUGCCUUUGCCAUCCGAAGAGUACUGGCUGUCUCUCUUGGCAGGGUCUAACCGUUCAUGGCGCCAUGCUCUUUUGACCUCAGAGGUUCUUGUCCAGGGUCAGAAAUACCAGACGAACCCGAUGAAGAGAAUUUUCGCCCCUACGCGUGGUCUAUUCGUUGAGAUUCAGUACCCAAAUAAUCCUUCCAAGACAGUCAUCACUGUCAAGGAACAACCUCGUCACAACCAUUACGUCGAUGUCAUCGAGGUGAAGCUCGUCAACAAGAAUGAGAUCAUUGUCAACAUGAUCAAGGAAACCACUGCGUUGGGUAAAGCAGUGCCGCUGCCACUCAAAUUCAUUUAUCACCCCGAGGCCGGCUAUGCUCCUAUUCAUGAGGUCAUGGAAGGACGCAAUGACCGCAUUAAGGAGUUCUACUGGCGUGCGUGGUUUGGUGAUGAUGCCUUGGACCUCGAUGCUUCCGUGACAGGCGAAUUCGAUGGCGGUAAAGCUGUUGUUACAGCUGACGCUAUCAAAGACUUUGUCUAUUCUGUCGGUAAUACUGGUGAAGCCUUCGUUGACAGACCGGGCAAGGUCGUGUAUGCACCGAUGGAUUUUGCCAUUGUGGUUGGUUGGAAAGCUAUCACUAAGCCCAUCUUCCCUAGGACCAUUGAUGGUGAUCUUCUGAAGCUGGUUCACCUUUCUAACGAGUUCCGCAUGAUGCCUGGCGCUGAACCACUGAAGAAGGGUGACGAGCUGUCCACAACUGCUCAAGUCAAUGCCGUCAUCAACCAAGAGUCAGGAAAGAUGGUUGAGGUCUGUGGUACCAUUGUGCGUGACGGUAAGGCCGUUAUGGAGGUUACUUCACAGUUCCUCUACCGUGGUGUAUACACCGACUUUGAGAACACUUUCCAACGAAAGACGGAAACACCCAUGCAGAUCCAUCUGGCCACCACCAAAGAUGUUGCGGUCCUACGAUCUAAACAGUGGUUCUUACUUGAUGAGCAGCAACCGGAUGUUGAUCUCCUUGGACAAACCCUGACCUUCCGGCUGCAAUCACUCGUCCGUUUCAAGAAUAAGACGGUUUUUAGCAGCGUAGAGACCCGAGGACAAGUUCUACUUGAACUGCCAACCAAGGAAAUCAUCCAGGUUGCAAGUGUUGAGUACGAGGCUGGCGAGUCGCACGGAAACCCGGUGGUUGACUACCUGCAGCGCAAUGGUUCAUCUAUUGAGCAGCCGAUCAACUUCGAGAAUCCCAUCCCUCUCAGUGGUAGAUCGCCCCUACAACUAAAGGCUCCGGCAUCCAACGAGGGUUAUGCUCGCGUAUCAGGCGACUACAACCCUAUUCAUGUGUCUCGUGUGUUUGCCAGCUAUGCAAAUCUUCCUGGCACUAUCACCCACGGAAUGUACUCAAGCGCUGCUGUUCGAAGCUUGGUUGAAACCUGGGCUGCCGAGAACAAUAUUGGCCGUGUUCGCAGCUUCCAUGCUUCUCUGGUUGGCAUGGUUCUACCUAACGAUGACAUUCAAGUCAAGCUUCAGCAUGUUGGCAUGGUUGCUGGCCGCAAGAUCAUCAAGGUCGAGGCCAGCAACAAGGAGACCGAAGAGAAGGUCCUGCUUGGAGAGGCCGAAGUUGAACAGCCUGUCACCGCAUAUGUCUUUACUGGACAAGGUUCUCAGGAACAAGGUAUGGGUAUGGACCUGUACGGCAGUAGCCCCAUUGCAAAGGAAGUCUGGGAUCGGGCAGACAAGUAUCUCAUGGAUACUUACGGUUUUGCUAUUACCAAUAUUGUAAAGAACAACCCAAAGGAACUUACCAUUCACUUCGGUGGUCCUCGUGGCAAGGCUAUUCGCCAGAACUACAUGGCAAUGACGUUCGAGUCGGUUGCGUCGGACGGCUCUAUCAAGUCGGAGCGCAUCUUCAAAGACAUUAACGAGACUACAACCUCAUACACGUAUCGGUCACCCACUGGCCUGCUAUCUGCCACCCAGUUCACUCAGCCUGCCCUGACCCUCAUGGAGAAGGCCAGCUUUGAGGAUAUGAAGGCUAGAGGAUUGGUACCCCGCGACAGCACAUUCGCUGGACACUCUCUGGGUGAAUACUCUGCUCUCGCAGCCCUCGCCGACGUCAUGCCUAUCGAGUCCCUCGUGUCUGUCGUCUUCUAUCGUGGCUUGACCAUGCAGGUCGCCGUCGAACGUGACGCACAAGGCCGAUCCAAUUACUCCAUGUGCGCUGUCAACCCCAGCAGGAUCUCCAAGACUUUCAAUGAGGAGGCUCUUCGAUUUGUUGUUGCCAAUAUCGCGGAGGAGACUGGUUGGCUCCUGGAGAUCGUCAACUACAAUAUUGCCAACAUGCAGUAUGUUUGUGCCGGCGACUUGAGAGCUCUCGACACCCUUACCGGUGUCACCAACUUCCUCAAGGUCCAGAAGAUCGAUAUCGAGAAGAUGCGAGCGGAGCUGUCCAUUGAGCAAGUCAAGGAACACUUGGUGGAGAUCAUCCGUGGCUGCGCCCAGCAGACCGAAGCCAAGCCGCACCCAGUCGACUUACAGCGUGGCUUUGCCACCAUUCCUCUGCGUGGCAUCGAUGUGCCUUUCCAUUCUACUUUCCUGCGCUCCGGUGUCAAGCCUUUCCGAUCCUUCCUGCUCAAGAAGAUCAACAAGACAACAAUUGAUCCAGCGAAAUUGGUCGGCAAGUACAUUCCCAAUGUGACAGCCAGGCCAUUUGCUAUUACAAAGGAGUACUUUGAGGAUGUAUAUCGCCUAACCAACUCACCUCGCAUUGGGCAUAUCCUCGCAAAUUGGGAGCAAUACCAGAGUGACAAUGCAGUGAAUGGCGUCAAUGGCGAGUCACACGAGGAUGGAGUCAAUGGUGUGAAUGGAGUCCAAGCCUAA
This is a messenger RNA of Phaeoacremonium minimum UCRPA7, 6321 nucleotides long. Its product is annotated as putative fatty acid synthase beta subunit dehydratase protein. Gene Ontology annotation, cellular component: fatty acid synthase complex. The transcript has 2 exons. Gene Ontology annotation, biological process: long-chain fatty acid biosynthetic process. The coding region runs from base 1 to 6321 and encodes 2106 amino acids. The record is from RefSeq and is a predicted model, not a curated record. Gene Ontology annotation, molecular function: enoyl-[acyl-carrier-protein] reductase (NADH) activity; fatty acid synthase activity; [acyl-carrier-protein] S-malonyltransferase activity. Lineage: Eukaryota; Fungi; Ascomycota; Sordariomycetes; Togniniales; Togniniaceae.